This is a messenger RNA of Rhinopithecus roxellana (golden snub-nosed monkey), 1501 nucleotides long. Its product is annotated as olfactory receptor 5B21. Gene Ontology annotation, biological process: G protein-coupled receptor signaling pathway; sensory perception of smell. Bases 193 to 1131 code for a protein of 312 amino acids. Lineage: Eukaryota; Metazoa; Chordata; Mammalia; Primates; Cercopithecidae. Gene Ontology annotation, molecular function: G protein-coupled receptor activity; olfactory receptor activity; odorant binding. The record is from RefSeq and is a predicted model, not a curated record. Gene Ontology annotation, cellular component: membrane. The transcript has a single exon.
AGCACCUAUCUCAUAUGAAUUAAAAGCUAUACUAUAACAGAGGGUUCUAGCAUGAGUCUUACAUACAGUACUUCUCUCUAUACAUUAGUUUUCUCCUUUUUUUUUUAUCAUCCCAUCAUCCCUUCUCAUGCUUUCAUUUGAAUUUUGUUGAUGCCUCUUCUUUAAUCACCAGGCUAAUUCAAGUUGACCACAAUGGAGAAUAGAACAGAAAUGACAGAGUUUAUCCUCUUGGGAUUAACAGAUGACCCCAAUCUUCAGAUACCCCUCCUCCUGGCAUUUUUAUUCAUCUACCUCAUCACCUUGCUUGGGAAUGGAGGAAUGAUGGUGAUCAUCCACUCAGACUCCCAUCUCCACACUCCAAUGUACUUUUUCCUCAGUAACCUCUCCUUUGUAGACUUGGGUUACUCAUCAGCUGUAGCCCCCAAAACGGUGGUUGCAUUGCAGUCAGGGGACAAGGCCAUCUCCUACAAUGGAUGUGCAGCUCAGUUCUUCUUCUUUGUGGGGUUUGCCACUGUUGAGUGCUACCUCCUGGCCUCCAUGGCCUAUGACCGCCAUGCAGCGGUAUGUAGGCCUCUUCAUUACACCACCACCAUGACAGCAGGUGUGUGUGCCCUCCUUGCUACUGGUUCCUAUGUCUCUGGCUUCCUUAAUGCCUCUAUCCAUGCAGCAGGCACCUUCAGACUCUCCUUCUGUAGUUCUAAUGAGAUUAAUCAUUUCUUCUGUGACAUUCCCCAACUCCUGGCUCUCUCAUGCUCUGACACGCACAUCAGCACCAGCAAGUUGGUGGUCUUCUUUGUGGUGGGUUUCAACGUCUUUUUCACCCUCCUGGUCAUCCUCAUUUCUUACUUCUUCAUAUGCAUCACCAUUCAAAGGAUGCGUUCUGCUGAAGGGCGGAAGAAAGUAUUCUCCACCUGUGCUUCCCAUCUCACUGCUGUGUCCAUCUUCUAUGGCACAAUCAUCUUCAUGUACUUACAGCCCAACUCCAGCCAGUCCAUGGACACAGACAAAAUAGCCUCUGUGUUUUACACAGUGGUGAUUCCCAUGCUGAAUCCCUUGAUCUACAGCCUUAGGAACAAAGAAGUGAAAAGUGCUCUCUGGAAAAUACUCAACAAACUUUACCCCCAAUAUUAAGUGUGAAUGGGAAGUAGGCAAGCAAUUAAGGGAUAAACUUUCUCUCACACCUAAAUGCCAUCAUGACUUUUAAUGUUUGGCUGGUUCGGUUCUUUCUUCCCCAAGAACAGUGGUUACUUCUGCUAUUAGAAGAUGUAAAAAGCAGCACAUUGAAAAGUCUUACUUAGAAAGAUAAUCUUAUAUUUAGUGAACAGCAGCAUGGGACAGUUGAGCUUUUCUUGCUUUAGUUUCUUGAUGUGUUUUAAAGCAGAAGAUUGAAGGAUAUCACUGAAUGUACUGAAUUUUCCUCAUCCUAUUUUUAAUUGUAAGGAUUUUUCAUUCACUAUUAAACUUGGUAUAAAGAUUUCGCCUUCAUUUAUAAUAUUUAUCA